AUGGUAAACGUGCGAGAGGUGGACUUGGGCAGCCGUACGAUCCGGAUCCUAGAGCUCGAGGACGCGCGCGAUGCGGAGACGGGGAAAUCCGUCACGGGUGCGUGGGUGUGGGACGCGUCGCUGGUCUUCGCCGCGUGGCUCGCGCACGGAAAGGCGUGGCCCGAAGGGUCGAUUAAAGACCUAAGGGUGCUGGAGCUGGGAGCGGGUUUAGGAGUUGUCGGGCUCGCCGCGGCGGCUGUAGGAGCGCGCGUGCUCCUGACGGACCGCGAUAUUAGAUGUAUACGCGGGAUCAGGCGGAACAUCGCGGAAAACGCGCUCGAGGGGAGGGCGUUUGCGGCGCAGCUGGAAUGGGGGGAGGGCUUGCCGAGGCAGGUGCAUCCGGGGGAGGUGUUACCUCUGAAGGUGGAUCCAAGGGAGGAUACGGAACGGCGGACAACUGGCGGUGCGGAAUUGGCGGAGGCGGAUCGGGAGGUCGGCGGGCGGCGGGGAGGGAACACUGGAGCGUGCGGGGAUGGGGGGAGCGAAGGAGAGAGGGAGGAGAGAGAGAAGGAUACCGGAGCGGCUGGUAUUCUACCAUUACCUGCUGAUGGCGUUGGUGCUUGUGGUGGUGGUGGUGGUGCUACUACUGCUGCUGCUGUUGACACUGCUGGUAUGACAGCAGGAGCAGUAAGAGCAUCAGGAGAGCAAGCAGGAGCAGAAGCACCGCUGGCGGAGACUACAGGAGAAUUAAGAAAGUUGAGUGUGAUUGGAGGGGACGGAAGAAUCGCCGAAUCUGAGCCGUUGGAUGUCGAGGAGUUUGUGAAGGAUCUGGAUCUGAUCGUUGGAUCGGAUAUCACGUACGAGGCAGAUCAGAUGCGCGCCCUGUGCCGCACGAUCAAGCAGCUGGCGGGACCUCGCACUCGGAUAUUCAUAGCAGUGGAGCUGCGCCCCUCCACGCCCGAGUGCUUUCAAGCCAUGGCAGCGCAGGGCCUCACGUGGAGGGCCGUGGAACAGAGCGACCUGGACCCCCGCUGGUGCGGGCAUUGCAAGAAGCUGGCCCCGGAUUAUGACAAAUUCGGGGCUGCCUUUAAAGAGACCGCAUCGGUGGUUGUCGGUAAGGUGGACUGUGACCAACACAAGAAGCUCUGUAGCGAGUACAAAGUGAAAGGCUACCCAACGCUCAAGUGGUUUCCAAAAGGGACCUCCAAACCUGAAGACUACCCAGGGGAGCGCAGUGUGGACGAUCUGGUGGACUUCACGAACAGAAAGCUGGGCACCAGUGUCGACCCACCAGCGCCACCGCCAUCGCACGUGGUAACCCUAUCGCCCGACACCUUUGACGCCGUGGUUCUAAACCCCACCAAGUUUGUGCUCGUGGAGUUCUACGCGCCCUGGUGCUCCUUCUGUCAAGACCUUGCUCCGGCGUACGAGCAGCUGGGGCGGGCAUUCAGAGAUGAAGAGAACGUGGUGAUUGCGAAGCUGGAUGCGAGCAAGCACAGGGAGCUCAAGGAGAAGUACAGCAUAACGGGUUACCCUACUAUUAUUUGGUUCCCCCCCUCCAACAAGCACGGAGAGAGCUACGAGGGCUCGUGGGAGUUGAGGGACAUGCUGGCGUUUGUAAAUAAGGAGGCUGGCACGCACAGGACCAACACGGGGAUGCUCUCUGAUAUGGCCGGGCGCAUAGCAGCAUUGGACGAGCUGGCCCGCGGGUUAAUUGGAGCAAGCAAGGAGGGGAGAGAGGAGCGAUUGGGCAAGGCGGAGAGGGUGACAGUGAGCGAGGAGGCGAGCAAGCAAGCAACCAUGUACAUUACUGCGAUGAGAAAAAUCAUGGAGAAGGGCGAGCAGCAUGUGGAGGACGAGCUGAACCGCGUGGGCAGAAUGCUGCUGGGGGUGAGUCAAUCAAGCCAACCAACGUGUGGCCUCAAGUAUCUGUUUUAA
Molecule: messenger RNA, 1917 nt
Organism: Closterium sp. Naga37s-1
Lineage: Eukaryota; Viridiplantae; Streptophyta; Zygnematophyceae; Desmidiales; Closteriaceae
Source: the annotation of a GenBank genome assembly